This is a messenger RNA of Penicillium canariense, 216 nucleotides long. RefSeq lists its product as uncharacterized. The coding region runs from base 1 to 216 and encodes 71 amino acids. The record is from RefSeq and is a predicted model, not a curated record. Lineage: Eukaryota; Fungi; Ascomycota; Eurotiomycetes; Eurotiales; Aspergillaceae. The transcript is spliced from 2 exons.
AUGUUCGGCAACGGCCUCUUCAGCUUGUUCUCCUCCAAGCAGGCGCCCACCAAUGGCGCUACCUGGGAUGCGCCUACCGCCUCCCCCCAGAAUCAGCAGCCUACCAGCCCCGAUGCCCCCUCUACUGAGCGCGUCGUCACCGAGCAGCCCAACUCCCAGGAGAAUAUGAUGAAGCUGCGCGGUGGUGGUGCCGGCGAUGUCUGCUGUGGCCUGUAA